Molecule: messenger RNA, 835 nt
Organism: Ciona intestinalis (vase tunicate)
Lineage: Eukaryota; Metazoa; Chordata; Ascidiacea; Phlebobranchia; Cionidae
Source: RefSeq, a predicted model, not a curated record
GAUUGGCUCAUGUUAUCCGCUAUACACAUUUUAUGAAUAACUUAUUUUAUUUUGUAAUUAAACAUAAUCAUAAAUGAGUAUAGUCUUAUUCAUUGAAUUUCAUAAUGAUGUUUAAUUUCUGUUCCGCCUUCAAUUUGGUAUUAACCCCACCCUCAAUUUUUUUUGCCACGUAGACUAUGUGACGUGGUUUACUACUAUAUUACUGGCAAUCAACGCAAGCAUAAACAUGCGUCUGUUAAUAUUAUUGUCUCUGUAUGCGUUAUUAUUGAAAUGCAUACUUGUUUGUUUUACAGAGUCCAAAGACGUGUUGUCUGAAACAAGCGAUAAUAGAGAGGAAGGUGAUGAGACUGCUGAUGAUAUCGUUUCAUCAAAGAAAAAUGCGGAGAUUGAUAAAUCUUCAAAAUCAAAAUGCAUUAGAGUACUCUUCGUUGAAGAUGGUGAAGUUCGCGAUAUUUUUCGGACUCGUGAAGUAAGAACUAUGGAGCAUAAACACAUACGAUCACUAGAUGAUGUCGUAUUCGGCCAACCAUACAAAGCAAGGUGGCCAUACAACGGGUGCUUUUAUGCUGCGGAACCGGUUUCAUUACCAUAUACUCCCCAAAAAACAACGAGGAAUGCUGAAUCUGAACCAGAGGAAGUACACUCUUCUCCUCUGAAGCUUGUUAAAAAGAGGAGAAAACAUUUAUAACCACCAUUCUUCAAGCGUUUUAAUUUCCAAUAUGUCACAAGCAAGGCAUAACACAAUUUUCUUUUCUGACUUUGAAAAAAAUAAAAAAUGUAUACAAUAGAACAAAAACAAUGUUAUGUAGUACGGUUGGGGAAGAUGGGACAGCAA